Messenger RNA from Dipodomys ordii (Ord's kangaroo rat), 388 nucleotides. Its product is annotated as 3-ketoacyl-CoA thiolase B, peroxisomal-like. Gene Ontology annotation, biological process: fatty acid beta-oxidation; phenylacetate catabolic process. Gene Ontology annotation, cellular component: peroxisome. NCBI's taxonomy places the organism in Eukaryota, Metazoa, Chordata, Mammalia, Rodentia, Heteromyidae. The record is from RefSeq and is a predicted model, not a curated record. Gene Ontology annotation, molecular function: acetyl-CoA C-acyltransferase activity. The annotation marks the transcript as partial. The transcript is spliced from 3 exons.
GUGAAUGACGUGGACAUCUUUGAGAUCAACGAGGCCUUUGCCAGCCAGGCCCUGUACUGCGUGGAGAAGCUGGGCAUCCCCCCUGAGAAGGUGAACCCCUUGGGGGGCGCCGUGGCCCUGGGCCACCCUCUGGGCUGCACUGGUACGCGCCAGGUGGUCACGCUGCUGAAUGAGCUGAAGCGCCGUGGAAAGAGGGCCUACGGCGUGGUGUCCAUGUGCAUUGGGACCGGCAUGGGGGCCGCUGCUGUCUUCGAACAACCUGGAAACUGAGGCCCUGCUGGUGUUCCUGAACUCCCUGUCCUCCGUGGACUACGGGACUGCAGACGUGAUCCCCGAGCCCGAGCCCUGCCUCGCCAGGCGGGGUGUGGGGACAUCGAGGCUCUUUAUC